AUGGACGAGAACCAAAUAGCCGCUUUAUGUGAUAGCUUCUUCUCCAACGCGGAUCCGAAGAACAAAGAACAAAUGAACAUACAGCUUAAUCAAAUCAAAGAUGAUCCAGACGCUUGGAGAGUUUCCAGAGGAUUAAUUGAAGGCAAUCACUCUGAUUACGCAAAAGCAUACGGAUUCCAAUUGAUUUCAAACGCAGUCAAAACAUAUUGGGGCAAUAUUAGUCCAGAAGAACGCGAAGAUGUCAGAAAUUUUGUUGCCACUGUUUUAAUCAAUUGGUCUGAGAACAACAUCUGCAAACUCGCACAACCAUACUGCUCUCAAGCUCUUGCCAGGAUAAUUAUUCGCGAUUGGCCCCAAGAAUGGCCAACUGUUGUAAAUGACAUGAUAGACAACGCUCUCUCCAAUACAAACUUAUUGAAUGUCAUCCUUACACUCCUCAGAGACAUCUCAACCGAUGUAAAAGACUUUUCUCAAGGCGCAAUCACAACAAGUCGUAUCAGUCAAUUAAACAGAGCUCUUCUUGAAGUCACACCGAAAAUUCUCGAGUUACUCGGCGAAGUCUUCAACGUAGACCGCGGUGUUGACAUCACAAGAACAGCUAUGCAAUGUUUUGGCUCAGUUGUCAAAUGGCUCGACCCUUCUGGCUUCUACAACUCCAACCUUCUUGAAAUACUCACGCAAAACUACCUACCAAACCCUGCCUACCAGGAAGAUAUCCUUACAAUUUUGGCCGAAUUUGCAAAUAAUGAGGCCACAAAGAAAGACGCGAACGCUCUCAAGGUCAUUCCUCCUCUAUUCAAGAUCAUCAUGGAAUCCAUCGGCGAACCACAAGCAAAUGACCAAGAAUUUUUCAUUAAUUUAUAUUUCGAAGAACAAAACCGUGUCCAAGCCAUCAUCAACAUGCUCUACGCGUUCAUGUCGAACUACCUUACAACAAUAGAAGCUGCAGAUCUCAUCAUUCCCCUUGCUGUCGGCUUCCAAUGGACAAAUGGCUUUUUAUCAGUGGUCCAACCACAAACUGACUGCUUCAAGAACAUCGUUGAGCUUUGGAAUGUGGUCGCGAGACAUUAUCACUACGAAAGCCACAACAGAUCUAUUGAAUUAAACGAAAUGUACAUGGAAUUCAUACAUCAAGCGCAGUAUGUACUGAUUUGGAACAUCCAGAGGCCACCACAGAUCAAUAUAGAUGUAGAGAACGAAGGUAAUUACGUCGUAAAGGCUACAAAUGACGCAGAAAGUCAAUUAUAUAAUCUCAUGCACGAAACAUUAGUUAUUAUGACAAAUAUAUCACCACAACAGACUAUAGAUACAAUAUACGCCAUGUUCGAAGCAUUAGUCGACGAACAAAACCCAGUACAAAAUCCAAAUCUUCAUCUCACAAAAAUUUGCUGGGCAACAGGCGCUGUAUCAGGAGCCAUUCCUCAGGAGAAGGAAAAGAGAUUCAUUAUUGACGUACUUACGAAAUUACUCCAUUUAUUCGAAGGAGCCGACGAAAGUAACAAAGUAUUGCUUGGCAGUGGAGUUCUUUUCGUUUCUUCGCAAUAUCCGAAGUUCCUUUGCCAGUAUCAGCCGAUUUUCACCUUAAUUAUUGAAAAAACAGUCCAAUUCAUGCACGAAAGCAUCGAAGGUAUAAAGGAAGUGGCCGUAUCCGCAUUCAGAACAAUCGCGGAAAGCUGCAAACGAGCUUUCGUUCAAUCCAGAGGCCAAGAUCGCUCAAUGUUCGAAGAGUUGAUCGCCAACGUUCCUUCCACAGUAUCUGCCCUCGAAGAGGAAUCACCAGUCCACGCGAUCAAGUUCUACGACGCCAUGUCAAUCAUUAUUACCGCGAUUCCUAACGAAGGAGAGCGCGCAACUGCAGUUGGAGCUCUUAUGGAGAACAUAAAUGAGCGUUGGGAGAGCUUUUCGCAGAGUUUCGAUGUAGGUAGUGAGCAAGAUGUAGAAAUCAUGACAUAUCUCUUAAGAUACAACGCCGUUGUCGCAAACAAUGUAGGUAUUGCCUUCCAUCUCCAGUUCCAGCACCUCUUCCAGACCAUCCUGUUCCUCUACAACGCUGUUGCAACUCGGGCCAUCGUAGAGUGUAAUGGCGACGAUAACAAUAAAUUGGCCACCAACCUCAGACAAUGUUUGUCGGCCAUUACGUCUGUUAUUGGCAAUUUCUGUGAAAACUUGAACGGCAAUAUCCUCCAAUACAUCAAGACAACAGUUAUUCCUCAAUGUAAUGAGCAGAUUGGGCUUAGCUUCAUCAAGACAUUCGAACCAUUACAGAACUUGACAUCAGGAGACUUCACAGCGGUCAACGUUUGCGCUUGUGUCCCCGAAGUUAUCAAGAUGUACACAAGUUUCAUCAAAUGCAUCAAACAGGCGGCCAAGCCCUACUUAGACGACAUCUACGAGCGAAUCUUCAACCCUACAGUUACGAUCGUUCGCGGAGAUGAGAAUAAUACUUUAUUAUUCCGACAGCCGCUCAUGGAUUUAGCCUCAGCAAUGAUCCAGCAUUGCUAUACAUGGAUCUUCAACAUCGAAGAGAGAAUCCAAAGCUUCAUAGAGUCAAUUGUUAUCUGUUCCCACGCAAGACAGUACGAAAUCUCCACUUCCGGCCUCAAAAACAUGGCAGACUUGUACAAGAAGCUCAAUAACUCAGCUACUGUCCAGUACAAAGGUGCAUUUUGCCAACAAUAUUACUUAGAUACUGUCAAAAUGACCUUUGAGAUCAUGACAGACACAGAACACAAGUUUGCCUUCAAAGAAGAGGUCGAACUCCUGAGAAGUCUCUUCCUUAUGCAAAUUGAUCAGAGAGAUCCAGUCCAGAUCACGAUGCAGCUCACAGAACUGAUGCCGAACAAGGAACCGAAAUGGAUCUUGGCCCAAAUAGACUCUUUCUUGAAGAUGAAGGAAAAACAAGAUUUGAGCAACGCCGUUGCUGAUUUCUUGAUCGAUAUAAAGGAAUUCAUGCCGUACGUCAAGGAACUGGACUUGGAAGCAUUGGAACAACAACUCAGGAGUCACCAGGAAGAUUUGAAGAAUUUCGAAGGAUUUUCUGGUCCAAGACAGGUUAACGAGGAUGAUGUUAACAACAUGGUAAUGGACAUCAACCAGAUGUAA
Messenger RNA from Trichomonas vaginalis G3, 3102 nucleotides. RefSeq names its product nuclear export signal receptor protein. Gene Ontology annotation, cellular component: nucleus; cytoplasm. The transcript has a single exon. The coding region runs from base 1 to 3102 and encodes 1033 amino acids. The record is from RefSeq and is a predicted model, not a curated record. Gene Ontology annotation, biological process: ribosomal small subunit export from nucleus; protein export from nucleus; ribosomal large subunit export from nucleus. Gene Ontology annotation, molecular function: nuclear export signal receptor activity; small GTPase binding. NCBI's taxonomy places the organism in Eukaryota, Parabasalia, Trichomonadida, Trichomonadidae.